Messenger RNA from Fonsecaea pedrosoi CBS 271.37, 957 nucleotides. RefSeq lists its product as uncharacterized. The record is from RefSeq and is a predicted model, not a curated record. Lineage: Eukaryota; Fungi; Ascomycota; Eurotiomycetes; Chaetothyriales; Herpotrichiellaceae. The transcript has 2 exons. Bases 1 to 957 code for a protein of 318 amino acids. Gene Ontology annotation, cellular component: cytoplasm.
AUGGAUAAGGAGGACCGGGAAGCAGAGGACUCCAAGCCAGAUCUUCGCAUCGAGACGGUCCUGAUCGGCCUCUCGGGCCCGUCGUCGAGCGGUAAGACGACGUUGGCGAGGCUGCUGCGCGAGAUCUUCAACCUCGACACCGAGGGGUGGAAAAUCAGUCUGUUCAUCCUGCACCAGGACGACUUUUAUAAGACGGACCAGGACAUUCCCAAGGUCACCGUCUCGUCCGAGGAAUUCGGCACCCGCGAGCUCCAGGACUGGGACUGCAUCGACUCCCUGGACCUCUCGUUGUUCGAGCACACGCUCACACACCUGCGCGACCACGGCCAUCUGCCGCCGGACAGCGUGUCGAAGGAAGACCAGAACAGCGUCGGCCACAGCGGCGUGUCUCCCGACGAGGUGGCCGAGCAUAGAGAGAGGGUUAGGACGCGGAUAGACGAGCUAGUCAGGGGACGAGAGGGUCAGAGGACCAGUGGUGGUGGUGACGGAAGCACAGGCAGAGAGAUCCGCGUCUACAUCGUCGAGGGGUUCCUGCUCUACCCACAACCGUCGUCGUCGACUCCCUCGGACUCGUCGUCCGACUAUCCUCACUCCGCGGCGGGAGUCGACCACCUCCACCGCCUCAUCCACAUGCUGCUCCAUCCGCUACUAUUCCUCCCGUCGACGCGCGCCCAGACGCUGUCCCGCCGCGCCGCGCGCUCCGGCUACGUUACCCUCGAGGGCUUCUGGGUCGACCCGCCGGGCUACGUCGAGGAUGUCGUCUGGCCCAACUACAUCCGCUACCACGGGUGGAUGUACAAGGGCGGCAACGUCGACGGGGACGUCUUUGACGAGGAGAGCUGUGCGCGCCAGGGCGUGAGCGUCUGUCCCGGCGCGGGCGAGUGGGGCAUGAAGGAGGUCUUGGAUUGGGGUGUUCAGAAGGUGGAGGAAGUCAUCCAGGAGAGAAUCCAGACGUAA